This is a messenger RNA of Porites lobata, 1344 nucleotides long. NCBI's taxonomy places the organism in Eukaryota, Metazoa, Cnidaria, Anthozoa, Scleractinia, Poritidae. The record is from the annotation of a GenBank genome assembly.
UUUCAGGAAGUUAUCAACUGUCUCUCCACUCCUCGCUGUACUGGAGGGCUAAUAUUAAUGUGGUCGUUUCGCUCCAUUUUGAUGAUUACAGCCAGUUUAAUGAAACCAAGUAACUUGUGUCCAGAUUUGAAAUACAACGAUUUGAAACGAUACCUUCGAGGUAGGCGAAUAGAAAAAGUAACAGAAAACAAUUCAAUCCUUUUCCUUGAAAUUAGGGCCCAGCAAAGACCACGGUAACUGCAAAGAGAACGCGAGGUCAAAAACACAAUAGGUUUAGAUUAGAGACACAACAACUUUUUUGUGAUGCACGACUACGCAGUAAAACUCCAUACUUUGAAUUUGUUGGUGUUACGUUUCCUUUUUUCUGUGUAACAUGGUUAUAAGAGCUUUGACUGUAUUUGCACACUGUUUGCACUGGGUAACUGUUAGGUUUAGGACAUGUAACAUCAACUAUUGUUUCUCUAUUUAGGGGAUUCAGCGCCCUGUGAAAACAAUGCAAAAGUAUAUCUCGAUGAUUGUAACCGGUGGUGCACUUGCUAUAAAGAAGAACUUCUUCUUUGUCAUCGCAUUAGAAAAGACUUCAAAACUAUGAAUUUUAAAGAAAGAUACCGAUUUGUUCGAGGCUUAAGAACAGCAGCAACGAACCCAAUUUAUAAAGAGGAGUAUAGAAGACUAUGUAAGCUUCAUUCGCGGAUCCCAAGCACGUUCCUUCAUCACAUGCCUCAGAUAUUUUUGCCAUGGCACAGAUGGUAUCUGCUUGAAUUUGAAAACUUCCUUCGCCAAAUCGACUGCCGGAUAACAAUUCCUUACUUGGACUGGAGCAAGGAUUUGGAUAACUGGGCCCGUGGGACAAAGAAGAGUGACGUUUGGAGUCCUAUGCCUCACGGCUUUGGAGGUGACGGUCAGUUGCCUGAUGGUUGUGUCACGGAUGGGCCAUUCAAAGAAGGGAUCUUCUAUAUACCAGAAACGAUCGGCUACGGAUGUUUGAAAAGAAAUUUCAAUCGCUCAUGCUUUCUUCCAAGCAAAGACCAAAUCGAAAACGCUAUAAAAAAUUCCAAUUUUACUGUGUUUGAAAAGUUCAUUCGCGAUAAGAUUCAUCCUUCUUUUCAUGAUUGUGUAGGCGGUCACAUGUUGAAGCACCACUCAGCUUCGUUCACCCCCGAGUUCUGGAUCCAUCAUAGCUUCGUCGAUAAACUCUGGACAGCUUGGCAGAGAAAAAAUUAUAAGCAAAAGUUUGAAUAUUUUACUAGCAUUUCCUUCGAGAUGCCACUAACAGAGCGAUACCCAUGGGAACUGCUUGACAACGAUGGCUUACCUGGUGACGUCAGAGUUGGCUAUGAAUAG